GGGCUUGUGUUCAGAGAUGGCGGUGUCUGAAGUCGUGGUGUUGGUGCUCUUGCUGCACCUCGCUGCAGGGCAGGAUACCAACUGUGAUUUCACGCAAAACGUUCAAGCAGGUCAAGUGUACUAUAUAUACAGCCCCGGCUACCCUCAAAACUACACCGGCGCGCGGCAGUGUCGCUGGAUCGGGAUCUGCCCCUCGGGCUACCGCUGCCGGCUGGUCUGCCCGGAGAUCCUUUUACCCGCGAGUUCGGGGUGCUCCGUGGACCGGCUGCUGAUCUCCCGGAGCGGGGACCCACAGCUCGCCGGCGGCGACGUGUACUGCGGGCGAGGCUCCACCUCCGUCGUGUCCACCGGCCAGCGGAUUAGCGUCGGAUUAAUCACAUCAGCCACGACCAAAGGAGGCAGAUUCUACUGCGAACUGCGGGCGGAGGCAGCAACGCCGACUCCAACACCGUGUAGCUGCGGCUAUAGGAAGAGGAACCGCAUCGUCGGCGGCCAGGAGACAGGCGUAAACGAGUUCCCAAUGAUGGCCGGCGUCAUAUACUUGGACCAGGAACAAAUUCGGUGCGGAGCCACCAUCAUAGCCCCGCGAUACGUGGUGACCGCUGCCCACUGCGUGGUGGGCAGGGCCGCUAGCGCACUGGCCGUCGUGGUUGGCGAGCACGAUAAGACCACUGGUGGAGACACAUCUGCAACACAAGGAUUUAAUGUGGAACGCGUAACAGUUCACCCUCAAUACACAUCUUCUAACUACGAUUAUGAUAUCGCCAUCUUGCGGUUGGCAAGGGACAUCGUGUACAGCGACCGCGUGGGCCCCGUCUGCCUGCCGUUCAAGUUUGUCAACACAGACUUUGCUGGCAGUCGGUUCACCUUGUUAGGCUGGGGCUCCCUGUUCAUCGGCGGGCCCGUGUCCAACACGCUGCAGAAGGUGGACGUGGACGUGUUGAGCCAGGCCGCGUGCCAGCGAGUCGUGUCCUCGCUCACGCCGCGCCAGGUCUGCCACUACACUGCCGGGAAAGAUGCCUGCCAGGAUGACUCCGGCGGUCCGGCGCUGUACACGGACCCGUCCACGAACCUGCUGUUCCUGGGCGGCAUCAGCAGCUACGGCCGCCUGUGUGCGCAGAGCGGCCAGCCCGGCAUCAACACCAGGGUCACUGCCCUGCUCACCUGGAUAACCACCAACACGCCCGACGCCACGUAUUGCUAUAAAUAAACUGGUGCGAUGCAUA
Molecule: messenger RNA, 1226 nt
Organism: Cydia splendana
Lineage: Eukaryota; Metazoa; Arthropoda; Insecta; Lepidoptera; Tortricidae
Product: venom serine protease 34-like
Exons: 9
Coding region: 17-1210 (397 amino acids)
Biological process (GO): proteolysis
Molecular function (GO): serine-type endopeptidase activity
Source: RefSeq, a predicted model, not a curated record